Thamnophis sirtalis is the source of this 2112-nucleotide messenger RNA. Lineage: Eukaryota; Metazoa; Chordata; Lepidosauria; Squamata; Natricidae. The record is from RefSeq and is a predicted model, not a curated record.
GGGGGCAACGCCCUCGCAUCACAUGCCUUGGCAGAGCUCUAGAUUUCCCCUAGUCGCAACUUCCUUUUUGAAGCAGGAGGGCAGGGCCGGCUCAGCCAAUGGCAGGCGAGACAGCCCGCUUAUACCCGGGCGCCAUGCCCACUAGCCCGGCAUUUCGGCAUUUCCUCUCUUCCCGGCAAGGCCACGACUGACAGAGCAAAGAGAGAGAGAGAGAGAGAGAGAAAUCCAGCGGGUAGGAUCUAUCGUGACCACGCAACUCGGGCGAGGGGGAGAUGCUUUGUCUGUGUCUCUAUGUGCCAAACUUCGGCGCUUCCCAGGGGGAGUUUGAGUACUUUGAGUCGAGGGGCCUCCCCGCUGGACUGAAAUCCAUCUUCAGGUUGAGCCUCUUGAUCCCUUCCCAGGAAUUCUCCAUCUAUCGGCAGUGGAAGCAGAAAAUCGUAAAAGCUGGAGAUAAGGAUCUGGAUGGCCAGUUGGACUUUGAAGAAUUCGUCCACUACCUUCAGGACCACGAGAAGAAACUGAGGCUGGUCUUCAAGAGCUUGGACAAAAAGAACGAUGGUCGCAUCGACGCUCAAGAGAUCAUGCAGUCCCUCCGGGAUCUGGGCGUCAAGAUCUCCGAACAGCAGGCGGAGAAGAUCCUCAAGAGCAUGGAUAGAAACGGGACGAUGACGAUCGAUUGGAAUGAAUGGAGGGAUUAUCACCUUUUGCACCCGGUGGAGAAUAUUCCAGAAAUUAUCCUGUACUGGAAACACUCAACGAUUUUUGAUGUGGGGGAGAAUCUCGCCGUCCCGGAUGAAUUCACCAUAGAAGAGAGGCAGACGGGGAUGUGGUGGCGCCACCUGGUGGCAGGAGGAGGCGCCGGUGCUGUAUCCAGGACAUGUACUGCCCCCCUGGAUCGUUUGAAGGUGCUAAUGCAGAUCAAACGUUUCAUCGCAACAGACCAAGAGGUCUUGAGGAUUCACGAGAGGCUGGUGGCCGGUUCAUUGGCUGGAGCCAUUGCACAGAGCAGCAUUUACCCCAUGGAGGUUCUGAAAACCCGGAUGGCCCUGCGUAAAACUGGGCAGUACACAGGGAUGCUGGACUGUGCGAAGAACAUCCUUGCCAAAGAAGGACUAGGUGCUUUCUACAAGGGCUACGUUCCCAACAUGCUGGGGAUCAUUCCGUAUGCUGGGAUUGACCUGGCCGUUUACGAGACGUUGAAAAACAGCUGGUUGCAACAUUACGCCGUGAACAGUGCAGAUCCAGGGGUCUUCGUCCUGUUGGCCUGUGGUACCAUGUCAAGCACUUGUGGGCAAUUGGCCAGCUACCCCCUUGCUUUGGUACGGACACGAAUGCAAGCUCAAGCCUCCAUCGAAGGUGCCCCGGAAGUCACCAUGAGGAGCCUCUUCAAACACAUCCUGAAGACCGAAGGCGCCUUUGGGCUCUACCGGGGCCUGGCCCCCAAUUUCAUGAAGGUGAUCCCUGCCGUGAGCAUCAGCUACGUGGUCUACGAGAACUUGAAGAUGACUCUGGGGGUGCAGUCGCGAUGACCACCAAGUGGCCUCUCGUGGACUCCUUUGGCCGAGCCUCGGAGCGACAGCUCUUGGGCGGAAUGGCCGUUUCAUUCUGUGAAUGGGUUGAAGACACUAAUGAGUUGUGUGAACCAAGCUGUGAUAACUCCCAGGCCCAGAAGGGACUGGGGGGAAAGAGGGGUGGGGUGGGGCAUUUAUCUUUGUCUUGCUGUCAGAAGCACCAGGGCGGGGGAGUGAAGGACCAAACCAGGAAACCCCCCCCACCCCACCCCUCCUCUCUAUCCUUUGGCUAGGAGACCAUCCCAAGUUGCUUCUAAAGGAGCCAAAGACUUGGGACAAUCACUUUCCCCCCCAAGCCACUUCAGAGCGGGACGAUAGAUCCAUCCUCCCCUCUCUGUUUCUCUUGUUGGGGCUGCCCAUGUCUCCCGCCCACGGCUUCGGUUCCCCAAAUAAGACCUGGAUAAGGUAGAAAUGGCUAAGAGCCAACACCCCCCCGCAAAUAUUUUUGCUGUUUACAUCACAUUCUGCUGGGUGAGAGCGAUUUACAUUACAAUCCUGACACUGCAAUGUAUAUUUUUUUAAUUUAAAACAAAAAAACCAG